AAUAUCUUCAUUUCAAACACACCAUCACCAUUAUUUUACACACCAAAAAAAGUCAGAAGCAAAUAGUAUAUUUCUUGUAGCUCAUAGGAAUGGUGAGAUAUAAGUUGUACAUAGUGAAGUUCAAUACUCUGAGCUUUCGAAGAAAUCUUUGUUGUUAAAUUCUGAUAUCUCUUAAGACACAUUUCUUGGUCAAAUAAGUAGUGAUGUAAUUCAAGAUGGAUUCCAAAGCAUGGAAUCUGUCUACGAUAAAUUCCCCAGACAUCAAUAAGGGGUUUAUGUUGGUUCACGACCUUUCCCAAUCAAUGACGAACCAACAUAGCGGCAUUUUAUACGAAAAGCAUCACGUGAAUACGAUGCAGUUGAAGUAUUUAUCGGAGUGUCUAAAAAUGUUGAGGGGGAAGAUGAUGGUAAUCCAUUCUUCCAUCAACCAAUGAAUCAACCCUUUUCAUUCCAUUUUGCUCAAAAUGUUGAAAGCGAUCAUCAUCAUUAUCAUCAUUAUCAUCAACAUCCAAUCCAAGAAAUCAUCAAUCGAAUUCCAGAAAGGGGGAGUCCAAGAACUGGCCGCCAGAAACAAUGGAAGAAGAAGAAGAAAUGGUGCUCAUCGUCCACCAUUCCUUCGACCUGAGAGGAGAUUCUGAGGUGAUACGGAGCCGGCCUAAACGGUACGGAGUAUUUCUAAGGGAAAAGAGUCGCCUAGUAGAAAGCGAUGGUUGUUGAGGACAUUGGGGACCGCCAUUUCGAUCUCCAUUAUGCAGAGGCCGCCGGGGCGAAAUCCAAGAAGCUGAAGGGAAGCACCCUCGACCUCUCCGCUCUCUAUUCUUUGAUUGCAAGCUCCACCACAAAGAUUCAUCCGCUGCCGCCGCACCAAAUUGGACCUCCGCCGCGGAACCCAAUUCAACCUCCGGCGUUGCAUCCAAUUGAACCUCCAGCGGAGGUUAAAUUUGGCGCGGCGGCGCUCCAGCGGAGGUUAAAUUUGGCGCGGCGGCGGAGGUCCAAUUUGGUGCGGCGGCAGCGGAUGAAUCUUUGUGGUGGAGCUUGCAAUCAAAGAAUAGAGAGUGGAGAGUUCGGGGUUGCUUCCCUUCAGCUUCUUGGAUUUUGCCCCGGCGGCCUCCGCGUAAUGGAGAUUGAAAUGGCGGUUCCCAAUGUCCUCCGCAACCAUCUCUUUCCACUCGGCGAUUCUCUUUCCUUGGAAAUUCCAUGGAAUUGAAUUCACCAAUUCUCAUUCAUUUUUUGCACUAUCAAUUCCAAAUCCACAUAAUUUUGGUGCUACCAAACACCAGAAUUAGAAUUAAGGUUUUCAAUUCCAAUUCUAUAGUUUGAAUUCUGUGUACCAAACGGAGCCUCAUACACUUUAGACUUAAUUACUCUUUUUUAAUAUAUGUAAUUUUAAUAUUUUAUAGAUGUAACAAUUUGGAUAUAAAAUGACUUCAAAAGACACAAUAUUUUACCUCGUAAAUUCCAAGUUGUAAUCAAAAUUGGAACGGAUA
Messenger RNA from Cuscuta campestris, 1487 nucleotides. The record is from the annotation of a GenBank genome assembly. NCBI's taxonomy places the organism in Eukaryota, Viridiplantae, Streptophyta, Magnoliopsida, Solanales, Convolvulaceae.